AUGAGAGGACAUCAAAAGAGUUCACCAAAUCUAAAAUUUCUAUAGCCAUAAUUAACUGCUCGUUAAUUAAAGAGAACUGACUCAAUUAAUUUACGAAAUGAUAUACAAAAAACUUAGCGUACUAAUCAAACAGAAAAUUCAAUGUCUAUUGAUAAAAUAUACUAAGUUACUCCAAAUAGAGUACUCGCUCUAAAGAAUACAUCUCGAGUCUUAAAAUAAAAUUACUUUCAAAAAACAGAACCUAAUGACACUUUCGAAAAAUAAAAUAUUUCUGAUAAUCUUAAAAUAUUAAGUAGAAAACAAACAGCUCCAAAAUUAAUAUAUAGACCAAUUACAAAAUAAAAUAGUGAACUAUUCUCUAUAAAAGAUUCACCAAGAAUAAUUCAAAAUUCAAGUUUUCAAGAUUCUAAUUCAAUUUAUUAUAUAUCUGAUGUUAUCACUGCAUAUGAAAGUAAAGAGAACUAUUUUAACAGACUUUUCAAGGAUCAUUUCUAAUCAAGCUUUAUGGCAUUUAAAUAAGGUGCCAAUUCAAAAAUUAUAUACAAACCAAAACCGGUUAUAAUCCCAAAAGAUCCAAAAGGUUAUUCUAAAUAUUUUAAAUUAGAUACUAAAAAGUAUACAUUGCUACUUGAUUUAGAUGAAACUUUAGUACAUUGCACUUUAGAUUUAAAAUUACCUUGUGAUAAAAAACUAAUAAUUAAACUUUCUUAAGAUGAAACAUUUUAAGUAGGUGUAUCUGUUAGACCUUGUUUAUAAAUAAUGUUAGAAUUGCUCGAACCUAAUUUUGAGAUCAUAGUAUUCACAGCUUCUCAUGGUUAAUAUGCAAAAAGAGUAUAUUUAUUCAUUAAUUUAGAUUGUUGAAUAUAUCGAUCCAAAAAAAAUAAUAUCUCGAGUUUUAUCUAGAGAGCAUUGUUGUUUUUCUGACCAAGGUUAAUAUGUUAAAGAUUUAUCUAUCAUUAAGAAUCGCCCACUUUCUAAGACUAUUUUAGUUGAUAACUCUGCUAUAAGUUAUUACUACUAACUUGAUAAUGGUGUUCCAAUUGUUCCAUUUUAUGAUAAUAAACUUGAUAAACAAUUACUUGCUUUAGCUAAAUAUCUUAAUGGAAUGGUUGGUAUAGAAGAUAUUCGCGAAUAUAAUUAGUAUUAUUUCAUUUCUAUAUAGGAAAAACCUAAAAACCUUUUUGCUUGCUAAGUUAUAAACUUGGGAAUAAGUUUUAGAAAUGUAUAAAGUACAUCUUAACUCCAGAAAAAACUGA
Messenger RNA from Paramecium sonneborni, 1256 nucleotides. The record is from the annotation of a GenBank genome assembly. Lineage: Eukaryota; Ciliophora; Oligohymenophorea; Peniculida; Parameciidae.